UUUGAAUUGGUGGUGGCCGACCCCGCGAGGAUGGCGCCGGCCGAGGCGGGCGUCGGUGCGUGAGCAGGUGGGCCGCCCAGCGAGCUUCCGAGAGCGCCAACAUAGAAGAGUACUAACAAUGGCUGACAAUAGCAUAUUAACAUCCACUACUGGAAGGACGAGCUUGGCAGACUCCUCUAUUUUUGAUUGUAAAGUCACUGAAAUUUCUAAGGAAAAUGAGUUUAUUGGAUCUGCUUCAUAUGUUGAAGAAGAAAUGCCUCAAAUCGAAACGAGAAUGAUUUUGGUUCAAGAAGCUGGAAAACAAGAAGAACUUAUAAAAGCUUUAAAGACCAUUAAAAUAAUGGAAGUCCCUGUUAUAAAGAUAAGAGAAAGUUGUCCUGGAAAGUCGGAUGAAAAAUUAAUAAAAAGUGUUGUUAAUAUGGAAAUUAAAGUGCCCUUUGUAAAGAUGGAAUCACUAGAAGAAUUUGAAGGCUUGGAUUCUCCAGAAUUUGAAAAUGUGUUCAUAGUCACGGACUUCCAGGAUUCUGUUUUUAAUGAGUUAUACAAGAUGGAUUAUAGAAUUGUUGGACCACCAGUUAUCUUAAACUGUGCCCAAAAAGGAGAGCCUUUGCCUUUUUCAUGUCGCCCACUCUAUUGUACGAGCAUGAUGAAUCUAGUACUAUGCUUUACUGGAUUUAGAAAAAAAGAAGAACUAGUCAGAUUGGUGACGUUGGUUCAUCACAUGGGUGGAGUUAUUCGAAAAGACUUUAAUUCAAAAGUUACACAUUUGGUGGCAAAUUGCACACAAGGAGAAAAAUUCAGGAUUGCUGUGAGCCUGGGCACUCCAAUUAUGAAGUCAGAGUGGAUUUACAAAGCCUGGGAAAGGCGGAAUGAACAGGAUUUCUCUGCAUCAGUUGAUGACUUUAAAAAUGAAUUUAAAGUACCUCCAUUUCAAGAUUGCAUUUUAAGUUUCUUGGGAUUUUCAGAUGAAGAAAAAAACAAUAUGGAAGAAAUGACUAAAAUGCAAGGAGGUAACUGUUUACCUGUUGGAGAUGAAAGAUGCACUCACCUUGUAGUUGAAGAGAAUAUAGUAAAAGAACUUCCAUUUGAACCUUCAAAGAAACUUUAUGUUGUCAAACAGGAGUGGUUCUGGGGAAGCAUUCAAAUGGAUGCUCGAGCUGGAGAAACUAUGUAUUUAUAUGAAAAGGCUGAUACUCCUGAGCUCAAGAAAUCAGUGUCACUGCUUUCUCUAAAUACCCCAAACAGCAAUCGCAAAAGACGUCGUUUAAAAGAGACACUGGCUCAGCUUUCCAGAGAGACCGACCUGUCACCUUUUCCUCCCCGUAAGCGCCCAUCAGCUGAACAUUCCCUUUCUAUAGGAUCACUUCUAGAUAUCUCCAACACACCAGAGUCUAGCAUUAACUAUGGAGAAACCCCAAAGUCUUGUACUAAGUCUUCUAAAAAUUCCACUCCAGUUCCUUCGAAGCAGUCAGCCAGGUGGCAAGUUGCAAAAGAGCUUUAUCAGACUGAAAGUAAUUAUGUAAAUAUAUUGGCCACAAUUAUUCAGUUAUUUCAAGUACCAUUGGAAGAGGAAGGACAACGUGGUGGGCCUAUCCUUGCACCAGAAGAGAUUAAGACUAUUUUUGGUAGUAUCCCUGAUAUCUUUGAUGUGCACAUGAAGAUAAAGGAUGAUCUGGAAGACCUUAUUGUUAAUUGGGAUGAGAGCAAAAGCAUUGGUGACAUCUUUCUUAAAUAUUCAAAAGAUUUGGUAAAAACGUACCCUCCCUUUGUAAACUUCUUUGAAAUGAGCAAGGAAACGAUUAUUAAAUGUGAAAAACAGAAACCAAGAUUUCAUGCUUUUCUGAAGAUAAACCAAGCUAAACCAGAAUGUGGACGGCAAAGCCUUGUUGAACUUCUCAUUCGACCAGUACAGAGGUUACCCAGUGUUGCAUUACUUUUAAAUGAUCUUAGGAAGCAUACAGCAGAAGAAAAUCCCGACAAAAGCACUCUAGAAAAAGCUAUUGGAUCACUAAAGGAAGUAAUGACCCAUAUUAAUGAGGAUAAGAGAAAAACAGAAGCCCAAAAGCAAAUUUUUGAUGUUGUUUAUGAAGUAGAUGGAUGCCCAGCUAAUCUUUUGUCUUCUCACCGAAGUUUAGUCCAACGAGUUGAAACAAUUUCUCUAGGUGAACAUCCCUGUGACAGAGGAGAACAAGUAACUCUCUUUCUCUUCAAUGACUGCCUGGAGAUAGCAAGAAAACGACACAAGGUUAUUGGCACUUUUAGGAGUCCUCCUGGCCACACCCGACCCCCAGCUUCUCUUAAGCAUGUUCAUCUAAUGCCUCUUUCUCAAAUUAAGAAGGUGCUGGACAUAAGAGAAACAGAAGAUUGCCAUAAUGCUUUUGCCUUGCUUGUGAGGCCACCAACAGAGCGGGCAAAUGUGCUGCUCAGUUUCCAGAUGACCUCAGAGGAACUUCUAAAAGAAAACUGGCUAAAGAUGUUAUGUCGACAUGUAGCCAAUACUAUUUGUAAAGCAGACGCUGAGAAUCUUAUAUACAGUGCUGAUCCAGAAUCCUUUGAAGUAAAUACUAAAGAUAUGGACAGUACAUUGAGUAGAGCAUCUAGAGCAAUAAAAAAGACUUCAAAAAAGGUUACAAGAGCGUUCUCUUUCUCCAAAACUCCAAAAAGAGCUCUGAGAAGGGCCCUUAUGACAUCCCAAAGCUCAGUGGAGGGAAGAAGUCCUUCUAGCAAUGACAAGCAUGUAAUGAGUCGUCUAUCUAGCACAUCAUCAUUAGCAGGUAUCCCAUCACCCUCCCUUAUCAGCCUACCUUCCUUCUUUGAAAGAAGAAGUCAUACUUUAAGCAGAUCUACAACUCAUUUGAUAUGAAGCUUAAAAAAAGUCUUAAUUUAAAGCAACUUAUAAACACUUCAUGUUCAAAUAAGAAACUGACUUAAAUGGUACUUGUCAUUAGCACUUGGUGAAAGCUGGAAAGAAUAUAGAUAACACUAAAACUGUCAUUUGAUUUUCUUCUUGAAUGAGUAAGGUUAACCUCUUACAUAUUUUUGAGUUAAUUCAUGUAAAAAUUAUAUUGAUUUUGAUGUAAUUUUUCUCUUCACUCGAAUCCUUCAUUCGAAGACCAAUAAUUUAAGUUAUUCGUAUUAGUAGCCUUGCAACUUGAUAAUAGUAAAUAAAUUAUAUUGGUGAGUACCAAAUACUGCUGUGACUCUCUGUGUAUAGUGUCCAUGAAUGAAUUUUUGGAAAUUCCUAUUUGUGUAUCUCAAUUUGUGAAGAAAUUAAGUGAUAAUACAGAACUUACUAGAUAAAACACCUGCACAGAUUUCUGGUUAAUAGUGGGGACUUGUUUCAAAUGUGCUGUUUGAAGUAAUUAUUUAACUGUUCUGUUGCAGUUUAUUUUAUUCUCUAAUGUUUGCAAAAUGUAGAGUGUGGGUUUUAAAAGAUUUGCCCUUAUUAACAAGAAUAAUAAUUAAAGGGAGAUGGUUUUAAAAUUCUUUUGCAAAUUGAGAUAAGAACAGAGAGUUUAAAAAAUGUAUAUUUUGGCAAACAUGGUAUUAGUGUAUACUUGUAACUUUUUCAGGGUCCAUAUAUUUUGAGUGAUUUUAGCCACUAGCAAAUCUUCAUUUAGUUUGAUAGUGUGAGGAAUUUUAUUUUGAAGGGUAAGACCAUGGGGAAAUUGUGGUAUGGACUAUUAUAUACUCUAUGAAAUAAUUCUAAAAUUGGCAUCAUUUUUACUAAUCUGCUAUAAAAUAUGUAGAUACGUGUAUGGUCUACCUUUUAUUUUGGUCUCAUAAUUAAGUGUAAAAUUGAAAUACAUUUAUUUGCUGUUGUAAAAUAUCUUUCAAGCCCUGAUGUUAAUUUUCACAAGUUUUUUUUUAUAGUCAGUGAUACAAAAUAAUCAAGUUCCUAUGAAUAAAUGCAUUUUUAUUUCCUAUCUAUGUAGGAGAAUAUGCAGACUUUUGUCAUUUAACAAUUUUCAGUCAUCUGCUUUAAUAGUUGACUAGAUUUUUUCUAUGCCACAUAUUUGCCAUUUUUAAAUAGUAAAUCACUCUUUAUAUAUUUUAAAAGCAGUUGUAUUAAUAAGAACUUUGUAAAUAAAUACUUAAAACUCAAGUAUAUUUUGUUUCAUGUUUUUUGUUAUUUUGUAAAGAAUUACUUAUUUUAUUUAGAGAGAGAGGGACAGCAGGGAGAGAGGCAGAGGGAGAGAGAGUCUCAAGCUACUCCCUGCUGAGCAUAGAGCCUGCUGUGUGGCUUAAUCCCUUGACCCUGAGAUCAUGACUUGAGCUCAAAUCAAGAGUUGGAUGCUUAACCAUCUGAGCCACCCAGGCACCCCUGUUUCAUGUUUUAAUCAGUUCCUUUACACAAAUUUUUAUAGGUCAGUAUGAAUGCUUGCUUCAACUUCUUUCAUACAUUUGCUUGAGUUUUAUUUUAUUCAUUUCUCCAUUAAUAUUUUUGAGCAUUAUGUAUACUGAGCUUUAUUGUAGGACUUUUUUUUUUUUAACGAUUUUAUUUAUUUAUUAGAGAGGCAGGAAGAAACAGACUCCCCACUGAGCAGGGAGGUGGAUGUGGUUCUUGAUUCUCAGGACCCUGAGAUCAUGACCUGAGCCAAGGUCAGAUGCUUAAUAGACUGAGCCACCCAGGCGCCCCAGGACAGUAGCUUUUAAUCUGGAAUCUAUUUUGUAGAAUGGAGGCAGUGAAUCUUAUGAUAGUUUAUAAAAAAAAUUGUGUUUAGUGCAUGUAUGCAUUUUUCUGGCAGAAAUUACACAGCUUUUAUCAUUUUAUUAGAGAUGGAGCUUUGAUUUCCUCCAAAAGUAUGGUGUUUCCAGGGAGGGGAAAUGACCUGAGAUAAGGCAUGAAAUUGGAAACAUUGGAUGAACCCUGGCAAAAUAUUAGCAGGUAGUUAAUUUUAACUUUAACCGCCUCUUGUUUUUCUCUUUAAUGACUCCUGCUCCAGGAUAGUAUUUUUGGUAUCCCCAUUACAAAUUAAAGACCGUGUGCGUAUAUUCUUUAUGUCAACAUGCUUUAUCAUGUUUGGAUGUUACUUACAAAUUAACCUUUUAUUCUCUAUUGAGAAAAUUUUUUAGUAUUGAUCUUUAAUCUAUUGCAUUAUAUUAAUAUAUUUUGUAAUGUUAACCCAUUAUUGUAUUUGUGGGUUACACCAUAUAAAUCCUACAUGAUG
Nyctereutes procyonoides (raccoon dog) is the source of this 5171-nucleotide messenger RNA. RefSeq names its product epithelial cell transforming 2 (gene ECT2). Gene Ontology annotation, molecular function: guanyl-nucleotide exchange factor activity; GTPase activator activity. The coding region runs from base 119 to 2863 and encodes 914 amino acids. Gene Ontology annotation, biological process: mitotic cytokinesis; regulation of cytokinesis, actomyosin contractile ring assembly; nervous system development. Lineage: Eukaryota; Metazoa; Chordata; Mammalia; Carnivora; Canidae. Gene Ontology annotation, cellular component: nucleus; cell cortex. The transcript has 25 exons. The record is from RefSeq and is a predicted model, not a curated record.